This is a messenger RNA of Andrographis paniculata, 6430 nucleotides long. Its product is annotated as formin-like protein 20. Lineage: Eukaryota; Viridiplantae; Streptophyta; Magnoliopsida; Lamiales; Acanthaceae. The transcript has 19 exons. The record is from RefSeq and is a predicted model, not a curated record. Bases 1 to 5757 code for a protein of 1918 amino acids.
AUGGCGCUGUUCAGAAGAUUCUUCUAUCGGAAGCCGCCGGAUCGGCUUCUCGAGAUCUCUGAGAGGGUCUACGUGUUUGAUUGUUGUUUCUCUAGUGAUGUGCUUGACGAUGAUGAGUAUCGAACAUAUCUGACUGGAAUUGUAGCUCAGCUUCAGGAUCACUAUCCUGAUGCUGCUUUCAUGGUUUUCAAUUUCAAAAGAGAGCAAAAGAGCCAAUUGACCGACAUACUGUCUCAGUUCGGUAUGACAGUCGUGGAUUACCCCCAGCAAUACGAAGGGUGUUCAGCCUUACCUCUGGAAAUGAUCCACGACUUCUUGCAGGUUAGCGAGACUUGGUUGUCUGUCGAGGGCCAACAAAAUGUCAUAUUAAUGCACUGUGAAAGGGGUGGAUGGCCUGUGCUUGCAUUUAUGCUUGCAGGCCUUCUUCUAUACAGAAAUCAGUACACAGGUGAGCAGAAGACCCUGGAAAUGGUAUACAAGCAAGCACCAAAGGAACUCCUAUCUCUUACGACUCCUUUGAAUCCUCAGCCAUCUCAGAUCAGAUAUCUAAAAUACAUCACUAGAAGAAAUAUUGUAUCAGACUGGUCUCCAUCAGCUGCGCCUCUGAUUUUGGAUUGCAUAAUACUCAGAUUCCUUCCUCUGCACAAUGGUGGGGUAGGCUGCCGGCCAGUGAUUCGCAUAUAUGGUCAUAAAUCUUCUUCUAAAUCACCCACUUUAAGUUCAAGGGUUCUGUUUUCAAGUGCUGAAGUACAGAAUAAUCUCCGUCUCUAUGUACAGGAAGAGUGUGAGCUAGUGAAAUUAGAUAUCCGUUGCCGUGUUCAAGGCGACGUUGUUGUAGAGUGCAUCCAUUUAGAGGAUGAUCUAGUGAAGGAGGAAAUUCUUUUCCGGUUUAUGUUCCACACUGAAUUUGUCAGGUCAAAUGUCCUGAUAGUGACACGGGAAGACAUUGAUGUGCUUUGGGAUGCCAAUGAUGAAAUUCCGAAGGAAUUGGGGGCAGAGGUACUCUUUACAGAUCCAGAUUCUAUUCCUUUAGUUAUUAAGACAGAUGCCGUAACAGAAGAUGGAGAUGAAGCAGAAGAGGACUCACCUGAGGAAUUUUUUGAGGCAGCAGAGAUAUUUUCUAAUCUAGUAGAUGCACAGGAUGCUAAAGGGGAGCUGGAUAGGAUUAAGAUCGAAUCUAGUGCUCAGCAGGGUGAUGGUAAUCAUGAUAGUAAUUUCAGGGAUGAUUUGAAAAAUCUUGCACUCGAAAGCUCGGGUUCAGAUGAGGUCAGUCACUCACAUAAUCAGGAUCUGGGUCCUAAAUAUGAAUUCUUGCACAAUGGUGGUGUUGAAUUGAUAGAUAUCUUGGAUGCCAUUGUUUCUGAUGGUACUUCUGAAGCUAUAUCGGAAAAUACUGGUACACAUAGCAAGAAAUUGCUAGAGGAGAACAAGAAAAGUGAAGCAAAGCUUAUUAUAAUGAAGAUGAUUGAAGAGCAAGGUUUGCAGGACAAGCUUUCUGCUGAUAACAAUCAACAGGGUUUGGAUAAUGGGGAUAUUGGUGAGCAGAAGAAAGAGUCUGUUUACACUGCAGAUUUGGUUGGAACCAACAAGAAAAAUAAGCAGAAAAACUCUGUGGGUUCUCCGAAAAUAUUGGCAAAACCAAAUGCUGUGUCUAGGUGGAUACCCUCUAAUAAAGGUUCUUACACCAAUUCGAGGCAAGUAUACUAUCCUCGAUCAAGGUGUAACAGUGCUCCAGAAGUUCUAUCUAUUGGAAAGAACUCCACAUCUGGAGAAAAAUCUAAGCACAUGAUGGUAGCUUCAGUUGACAGAACUGCAUUGCGCUGGGGAAAGCAUGCAUCCUGCCCGUCAUUGUUGAAUUUCUCAUCAGUCCGAGAAACUUCCUCAAAAGCUCCAGUGGGUCAUCAAGGCCAGGUUUUGUUGCCUUUUUCAUCAUCCCCGCAAUCUUCUUCAUUGGUUUCUGCUGAUGCAUUUUCCCCUUCAAGAUUAUUGUCGCCUCGGCCUUGUCCGAAUGAAAAUAUCAUUAAAUUUCUGCCUACUCCUCCUCCACCUCCUCCACCACCACCAGCUUCUUCUAGAUAUCUAUAUAAACCUGCUUCACCCCCCACUAUAAUUCCUAAUGAUGGAGAGGUUUUGUUGCCUUUUUCAUCAUCUCCACAAUCUUCUUCAUUGGUUUCUGCUGAUGCAUUUUCCCCUUCAAGAUUAUUGUCGCCUCGGCCUUGUCCGAAUGAAAAUAUCAUUAAAUUUCUGCCUCCUCCUCCUCCCCACUCUCUGCUACCUAUAAGUUUGAGUACAUCUGUGCAAGAAACAACACAGACUCCUCAAGCAGCAUUAUCUUCUGCCUCUUCUACUGUGCAUGAUGGGCUUACCAUUUCACCUCCACCACCCCCUCCUCCACCAUCCCCUUGGUGUACUGAAAAUUAUAAGCCUGUAUCUCCAGAAUUAUCAAGGUCUUCAUCUCUCUCUACUUCUUCAUUUCCUCCACCUAAUCUAAAUGGUGUUCCUCCUCCUCCUCCUACUCCACCACCACCACCUCCACUGCAUUCUUCAACUAAUGUGUCUCCUUCACUUCCACCACCACCACCACCACCACCGCAACAUCCACCUCUUUUAUCAAGAGUGGCAUCCCCACCUGUGCCUCCACCCCCACCCUCUUCUCUAGUUCAUUUAUCUAUAACCCCAUCUUUAGCUCCACCAUUAACCUCUUCUCAUGAAGCACCUGCAUCACCACCUACUCCAUGUACAGCAGGUUUCCCUCCACCUCCACCACCUUCUCUAUCCAUGGAAGUGGUAAUGAAACCUUCAUCCACAACCAAUCUUUAUGGUGCAUCAUUGCCAUCUGCUUCAGCACCCUCUACAUCCCUAAAAGAACAAGAUCCUCCCUUACCGCCUUCACCACUUGGGGGGAAAACAACAUCUCUACCACCCCAUCUACCUAUGGAAGGACAAAUGCCAUACUCACCACCAUCUGUACCACCUACGAGAGAAAUGCCACUAACCUCACAAUCACAACCACCACCUCCACCACCACCCCCACCACCUAUGGGAGAGACACUAUUUCCAUCGCCUACAACACCUAUGAAAAAAACUUUAGCUCCAUCCCUUAUGCCUUUAGAAGAAAAAGUGCCAUUAUCUCAAUCUCUUUCAUCUAUAGGAGCAAUCCCUCCGCCACCACCUCCACCCCUUCCGGUUACAGUUGUAGCACCAUUUCCACCCUCUUCGCCUAUGGGAGGAGCACCACUUCCACCCCCUCCACCUACCAUAGCAACACCUCUUCCACACCCACCACCUCCACCCCCUCCGCCUAUGAUAAUAGAACAAACUCCAUCCACUUUACCAUUGAGAGUAGCACCACCUUCGCCCCCUUUGCCUAAAGUAACACCUCCUCCACACCCACCCCUUCCAUCUAUGAUAGUUGAACCAACUCCAUCCCCUUCACCAUUUGGAAGAGCAUCACCUCCGCCCCCUUCACCACCUUCUGCUAUAGCAGAGGUGUCUACACCUCCACCGCCCCUUCUACCUAUAGGAGGAACACAACCUUUUCCGGCUGAUUCUAUUAAAGGGAAGCCUCCGCCACCACCACCACCUCCACCUUUUAUAGAAAGGAUAGAACCUUCCCCACCCAUGGGAGAAAUACCACCUCCGCCGUCUACUAUAGGAAUGGUCCCUACACCACUUCCACCUCUUUUGGAAGGAAUGACACAUGCACCUUCUUCAUUACCUGUAGGAGGAGCACCACCUCCAACACCUCCGCCACCUCCACCUUUUAUUGAACCUACAUCACCCCCUUCUUCCAUGGGAGGAGCACCACCUCCAACACCACCACCUCCACCUUUUAUUGAACCUACACCACCCCCUUCAUCCAUGGGAAUAGCACCACCUCCACCACCUCCACCUUUCAUAGGAGAAAUUGCACCUCUACCACCCCCUCCAGCAUUGGGAGGAGCACCACCACCACCACCACCUCCACCUUUUAUGGGAGGAAUGACACCUCUGCCACCUCCGCCACCCAUGGGAGGAGCACCACCGCCACCACCUCCACCUUUUAUGGGAGAAAUGGCACCUCCGCCACCUCCUCCACCCAUGGGAGGAGCACCACCUCCGCCACCUCCACCUCCUAUAGGAGGAGGAGCACCUCCACCACCUCCUCCACCCAUGGGAGGAGCACCACCUCCGCCACCUCCACCUCCUAGAGGAGGAGGAGCACCUCCACCACCUCCUCCACCCAUGGGAGGAGCACCACCUCCGCCACCUCCUCCUAUGGGAGGGGGACCUCCACCACCUCCACCUCCUAUGGGAGGAGCACCUCCGCCACCCCCUCCACCCAUGGGGGGAGCACCACCUCCUCCACCUCCUCCUAUGGGAGGGGGACCUCCACCACCUCCACCUCCUAUGGGAGGAGGGGCACCUCCACCGCCCCCUCCUGGAUGUCGUGCUCCUGGACCACCGCCACCUCCUGGAGGUGCUCCUGGAGGUGGACCACCUCCACCUCCAGGAGGAGGUCGAGGGUUACCUGCUGGAAGAGGACGUGGGUUAACACGUUCUAAUGCUACGGCUCGAAAAGCUAACUUGAAGCCACUGCAUUGGAGCAAAGUUACCAGAGCAUUACAAGGAAGCUUGUGGGAAGAAUUGCAAAGGCAUCAAGAACCACAAGGGGGAGCAGGAGCAGUUUUUGAUGUAAAAGAAAUUGAAACUCUUUUCUCCGCUAUCCCCAAGAAUACAGGUGCCAAAGCUGGAGGGCCGCAGAAGCCUGCUAGUAGUAAACCCACGAAAGUCCAGCUGAUUGACCUGAAGAGGGCCUAUAAUGUUGAAAUUAUGCUCACAAAAGUGAAAAUGCCACUUCCUGACAUGAUGGUAGCGGUGCUAGCUAUGGAUGAAACAAGUUUAGAUGCUGAUCAAGUGGAAAAUCUCUUAAAGUUUUGUCCCAAAAAGGAAGAGAUGGAUACUCUAAAGGGCUACACGGGUGAUGUAGAGGAUUUGGGGAAGUGUGAGCAGUUCUUCAUGGAGCUGAUGAAAGCACCUCGAAUAGAAACUAAAUUAAGAAUUUUCCUAUUCAAGAUUCAAUUUAACACUCAGAUUUCUGAAUUCAGAAAAAGUCUCAAUACUGUAAACUCUGCAUGCGAGGAGGUUCGGAACUCCCUCAAACUUAAAGAAAUCAUGAAAAAAAUUUUGUAUCUCGGCAAUACAUUGAAUGAGGGAACUGCAAGAGGUUCUGCUGUAGGAUUCAAGUUGGACAGUCUUUUGAAACUGACAGACACACGUGCCUCUACUGGCAGGAUGACACUGAUGCACUAUCUUUGUAAGGUGCUUGCAAGUAAAGCACCAGAUCUUUUGGACUUCCACAAAGAUUUUGUUAACUUGGAAGCUUCAUCAAAGAUACAAUUAAAAAUUUUGGCAGAAGAAAUGCAAGCCAUUUCCAAGGGUAUAGAAAAGGUCAAGCAGGAAUUGGCUGCUUCUGAGAAUGAUGGUCCUGUGUCUGAAACGUUUCAUAAGACAUUGAAUCUAUUUGUUGGUACUGCGGAGUCUGAAGUGACAUUCGUAACAAAUUUAUAUUCUAUUGCGGGAAAAAAUGCUGACUCAUUGGCUUUAUAUUUUGGUGAAGAUCCAAAACGAUGCCCAUUUGAGCAAGUUACUGCAACCCUCUUAAAUUUUGUGAGGAUGUUCCAAAAGGCUCAUGACGAAAACCUUAAACAGGCCGAAAUGGAUAAGAAGAAAGCUCAGAAGGAGGCUGAAAUGGUGAAUUCACCAAGAAAGAAUUGAAAGAUUGAUAACUGCUGAUAUUUCAGAGUAAUCCGUGGUUCUUUCACAAUGGCCAGCACUUGUUGGCCUUCUGAUACUGCCAGAUUUACCAACCAUGAGCUUAGAAUUCUGCUUAACCUACUGGCUUUAUGGAUUAUAUAUAUGAAGCUAGAUGGUGCUGUCGAGGCUUCAGAAUAUCUGAAGUUCUGUGGAGAAGUCAACUGAGAAGUGAUUCAUGACUCUUCUCAGCUGCUUUGGAUGAUGCAGGCGGCUGUUUUGUUUUAAGUCUCGUGGCACGUACUUACUACAGAAGAAUUUCAUUCCAAGAUGAGAACACGAGCUAAUUUGGCGCAGAUAUCCAUCUUGUGAGAAGAAAUAGAGUUCGGAGUCUUGAGAACAUCACCGAUGGAACUUGAUGACCUUCUCAUUACUUUCAAGCUUGAACCUGGCUUGGAUCCCCCGAAAUUUGGCGUGUCUUCUGUUUGAAAGCACAUGCCAUUGGCUCCAGUACUAUCCCAAUCACAUGCCAGUAUGUGUAAGGUUACCUCGGAAUCAUGAUACAGAUUACCAAUUACCAGAAUGUACCAUCACAAGUGUACAGAUUGCUAACCCUGUAUUUAGAUUAGCACUAAUUCUUUCUGUAGAAUAGAAACUGGGUUGGUUCCUUGAACUUAGUGAGGUAGAGAAAGGAACU